CGCCGCCUUCUGCUGGCUCGCCUCGUCCUGCCCUCCGCCCCUUUGCCUCGCUCCAGGACAGGAUCCCCGGCUCGUGGGCAGGAAAGAUCACCUGUCGCUUUUCAUCGGGGAGGGAGAUCUAAGCAGGCGCGGGGGAGGGGACGGAAAGGAGAGGAGAGGAGAGGACCGAGGGGCCGCCGGAGGGGAUCUAGGAUUGCUCAGCCAACCUCCGCCGAUCUCUGGGACUGUGGCAGCGACGGAGGCGAUUCCCGGGGAAUGAAAUUCAGCCGAGCAGCUGGGAUUUAGAGGAGACGGCGGAGUUUGGGCUGGAAACAGAGAGCCUAGAAUAGAUGUGUGAUUAUUAUUCGAGAUUCGGGUCCCCCCCAGCGAGCAAUUGGCACAACUUCGAGAGGGGGUUUUCCGCCGCCGCCGCUCUGCUCGCGCCUCCCGCCUUUGCUCGCCCUCUCGCCUCCGGCUCCUUCAGUUUCGGUUUAUGGACCGCUCGCCCCAUCUGGAUAUUGAAGAGCUCAAGAUGACACGGGAACAGUAUAUACUAGCAACACAGCAAAACAGUCUGCCAAGAACAGAAAAUCCUCAACUUUAUCCAGUAGGGAUUUAUGGCUGGCGAAAGAGGUGCUUAUACUUCUUUGUCCUCUUGCUAUUGGUUACCAUGAUCGUUAAUUUAGCCAUGACAAUAUGGAUCCUGAAAGUAAUGAAUUUCACAGUGGAUGGAAUGGGAAAUCUCAGAGUCACCAAAAAAGGAAUUCGACUUGAAGGGAUAUCUGAAUUUCUACUUCCAUUGUACGUGAAAGAAAUCCAUUCCCGAAAGGACAGUCCACUGGUCCUACAGUCAGAUAGGAAUGUUACCAUGAAUGCAAGAAAUCAUAUGGGACACAUAACAGGACAGCUGACUGUAGGUGCUGAAAGUGUAGAAGCCCAGUGUAAAAGAUUUGAAGUUAGCUCAAGUGAAGAUGGUAGAGUGCUUUUCUCUGCUGAUGAAGAAGAGAUUGUCAUUGGAGCAGACAGACUGAAGGUCACUGGCACAGAAGGGGCUGUAUUUGAGCAUUCUGUGGAAACCCCCCAUAUCAGAGCUGAACCUUCUCAAGACCUCAAGCUUGAAUCGCCUACAAGAUCUUUGAUAAUGGAAGCUCCAAAGGGAAUACAAGUGAGUGCAGCUGCAGGGGACUUGAAAGCCACUUGUAGAAAAGAGCUACAUUUGCAGUCUACAGAAGGGGAGAUAUUUUUAAAUGCAGACUCAAUCCGGCUAGGUAAUCUACCGCUGGGAUCUUUCCCCUCAUCCUCCUCACCAAGUUCAUCGGCAACAAGACAGACUAUCUAUGAAAUCUGUGUUUGUCCCAAUGGCAAACUCUACCUAUCCCCUGCAGGAGUAGGAUCCACAUGUCAGUCCAGUGGCAACAUCUGCUUGUGGAGCUGAAGAUACCAGAAUCCUUCUCUUCCUCCUCUUUCUCCUCCUCCUCCUCCUCACACCAGAAUAGCCUUUUUGUUACUGUCCCUCUGCUUCACGGUUCUGCUUGAUUUCCCUUGUUUGAUCAUGAAGCUCUACGCGGCCUCCUGGAUCUCUUCCAGCCCAAGCAAGGAGCCAAAGAGAGCCUUCUCUUCUGGCUUAUGGAGCUCCAUGAUGGAAGAUAGAAGGCCUAAUAAAAUGGUUGUCUUCACCAGGGAA
Molecule: messenger RNA, 1663 nt
Organism: Pantherophis guttatus
Lineage: Eukaryota; Metazoa; Chordata; Lepidosauria; Squamata; Colubridae
Gene: SGCZ
Product: sarcoglycan zeta
Biological process (GO): cardiac muscle tissue development; heart contraction
Cellular component (GO): sarcolemma; sarcoglycan complex
Source: RefSeq, a predicted model, not a curated record